GCACCGUGUGGUCGUGAGCAGAACUGUCGUCCGUCCAACCAGCCGUGAUCCAGCUGAGCUACAACGCGUGUAUGAGCUCUGCUCAGCUCAAGAAAAGGAAGAAAAGAGGGCUGGACAGGACAAAACGGGAACGUGUUAUCUCUGAUAAAUCAAAAGCCAGAAAUCUCUGAAAGUAAAUGCAGUAGAUCUUGAAACGGAUUAAGUUAGUCGGAAGAACGAGUGGUGGUCGUUUAUAAUAAUCGGUGUUCCUACUCCGUGUGUGUGAGGUGGUGGGUGCCAGUUGAGUUUUGUUUCUUUUCUUCUGGAAGCGGGUAAAUUAACCCGCCAGGAAAUAACCACAUUGCCAAGAACCCUGAUCCAACAGGAUUGGCUUCGAUCCUCGAAAAACGAGUCAGGACGGGACAGGACGGCACGAUUCUAGGCGAGGAUCUCCAGUAUGGCGGGACAGACGAUAAACGACAGAUUAUUGGCAGCCAGGCACAGCAUUGCCGGACAGGGCCUUGCAAAGGCCGUCUGCAAAGCCACCACUGAAGAAAUGAUAGGUCCCAAGAAAAAACAUUUGGACUAUCUGAUACAUUGCACAAACGAACCAAAUGUUUCGAUUCCACAACUAGCAAAUCUACUAGUAGAACGGUCACAAAAUGCAAAUUGGACUGUAGUUUUUAAGGCUCUCAUUACGGUGCAUCACAUACUCUGCUAUGGAAAUGAGUUAUCAAUUUCAGAAAAAUACUUUGAUAUGAACAAAAAGCAAUGCAGAGAUGCGUUAGAUUUGUACAAAAAGUUCCUUAUUAGAAUGGAUAGAGUCGGGGAAUUUCUCAAAGUAGCAGAGAAUGUGGGAAUCGACAAAGGUGACAUUCCAGACCUCACAAAGGCCCCCAGUAGUCUGUUAGAUGCCUUGGAACAGCAUCUUGCUGCCCUCGAAGGAAAGAAGGGUUCAGCCGCCAAUACGCCAACUCAAACUGCCAGCAAUAGAACGAAUGUAAAGUCGGGAGUGUCCGCCCUAUCUUCCACCAGUACGGCAUUUGGAACUGCUGCCAGUAACCAGCGUCUGGAGCACACUGGAAAUGGUCACAUAGAUGAGGCUUUGAGACAACAAGCCCUUGCUGAGGAAGAGGCUGCAAUGAAUCAGUACAAGGCUAAAGUGCAAUCUCCAUCUGGUGGGCCAAGCACGAAUCCAUUCCUCAGCUCACCUACGAACAAUGUGAAUCAGCCAAUCGUAGACUUUUUUGGCGGAGGAUCAACUGCCGAUAGUCUGUCACAGAAAGCAUCAGAUGAUCUUCUCCAGUUAGCCGGAAAUCCAUUUGCAGACAUGUUUGGCGCACCUCAACCGACUGUUGGGCAACCUGCCCCCGUACAAAAUAAUAUGUGGAUGACCAACGGUAAUGGUUUCACCGCCGCACUACCAGCAUCUAAUAACUUUGUUACAGAUAACAACUUUUCAUCAGUCUUUGGAAGUCAAGAUCCACAAACGACUGCUGUCCCUGGAACAGCCGUACCUAAUCCCUUCAUGUCCGACUUCCCCGCUUCCGGUCCUCAAGCCACGAAUGCAGCAGCUCUUGGCAUGUUUGACCAAGGUGCAACUGCCGCUCCCGGCAGCGGUGAAUUUCAACCGCAAGGUGGAGACCUUUUCAGUGCUGGCGGUCAGGCAGAUUUCUUUGGAAGCGACUCAGCAAUGCUCAUGGCCUCGGAUGGGAGCGACGGGGACGUUGCUACUGGUUUAGCACCGGGAGCAAUGUCCUCGACGCCUCUUGCCUCAGGCAAGUCCACUGCGACGCCGCCUCCCAGACCACCGCCUCCCGCGUCAGCUGCUAAUGGUACACCACGUGCAAUGUCUCCGGCAGUUGGCGGAACAUCACCUGGUAGGCCAGCUUCAGCCUCAUCAGCUACGUCAGCUACGUCAGCUGCAGUCCAAAGCAAAAGUGCAUUCGACGACUUGAACGACAGUAUUCGUAUGGCACUGGGUGGGUCUCCAUCGCGUCCAGCUCCCAUUGCCCAACAGGUCGCCCCUGUUCAACAAGCACAGCAACCUGUUCAACAGGGAUUUGCCAUGUUUGAUAUGGGAGGCAGCAUGGGGGGUGCUGGACAGCCUAUGAUGGCAGGUGCGCCCAUGGUUGGUUACGGAGUGCCACCUUCCCAAACCCAAGUUCCUGUGGGAUACGGCUCCCCGGCAAAGCAGCCAAUGUCAGCUGGGCAGCAACCGACUGCAGCAGCUGGUGGAAAAGUAUUGACCGGAGACUUAGACAGUAGUCUCGCCAGUCUUGCAGAAAAUCUCUCCAUAAAUAAGAGUGCGCAGCAACAAGUCAAAGGAAUGCAGUGGAAUUCUCCUAAAAAUACUGCAAAAGCAGGCCAAGCAGGUUGGACGCCUCAGCCAAUGGCUGCUACAACAGGAGCUGGCUAUCGUCCCAUGGGCCAAGGAAUGACGCAACUUCCUCCAACUACCACUUUGGGUUACCCUUCUCCAGCCACACCACUGGGUAUACAAGGAAUGCCUGUGGGUAUGCAGGGUAUGCAGGGUAUGAGACCGAUGAUGGGUGGAAUGCCUGGUGCUCCUCCAGCGGGUAGCGGAAUGAUGGUUGCGGGAGGAGCAGCUCCUAUGAUGAUGGGAGCGAACCCAGUUAUGGUUGCUCCUCUUCAACAACAACAACCUCCUCAAUCCACUGUUCAACCUCAAAAUAAUGCAGUUCAACUCGACCCCUUUGGUGCUCUGUGAGGGGACUAGGAUUUCAAUUGGCAUUGAGAAGUUGGAGAAUCGUGCUUGUAAAUAUUGUGUAAUAUGCCUAAAAAUCUAUCCCAUUUUCUUUGACAUUAUCUCCAUCGUCGACUCUUGUUUCAAUUGCACCGUUUAUCCCACUGUGAAUAUGGCCAAGGAUUUCUAUUUUCUGUUACUUGAUGAUCAAGUUGGUGCAUUGAAAACUACUGUGUUGCUGCUACCUUACAUUUGUUGUGUAGCUAUGUAUAAAAUUGUACAAGAUGGCCCAUAGUGCUUAUAUAGAAUUAUAUGAGUGCACUGAGAGUAGAGCAAAGUAGAAACAUCGACAUUGUUCAUAAUUUGAUCAUGAUUUCGAGACCAGAAUGUAGUUCCGUUGACAACGACCAAGACAAUGUAUUGAGAAGUGAGAAUUCGUAAAAAACAAACAAAAAUAUAGGUCACUGAUCUCUUGUCCAAAAAGCAGGAUAAACCGUGCUUUGACCUUUUCGGGCCCAACUUCCGUUGUCAUGCAAAUUUGUUUUUGCAAAAGUAAGAAAAGUUCCGGGGCCGAAAGUAGUAAAACUUAAUUCUGUUAGUGGACUGUUGAUUACCAAACUAUCAUCACUGAUUAGCUCGCUGGCUAAUACGCCUGGUGUAUUAUACAAUCAUUUAACGUAUCUUGGCCAUUUCAUUUAUCUUUAAAGGUACAUAAUUUUGAAUGAAACUUGAUAGUUAAUGAUAUUGCGUAUCUGAAUUGCUGUAUAUUAUUUUUUAUUCAGUGCGUUCUUGAAUUAGGUUUGGCCAAGUGUGGCAAAUCGUCGAUAAGGUACUCUUUGUUGAAGUAUUAAACAUUACCUUGAAUAGACUAACGUAUAAUCCGUAUGCAAAGUGUACAAUUAAUACAUAUAGAUCAAAGAAAUUAAUAGGUGGUUCCCAUUAAUGUUCUUUCACUGUAGUGUAGUGUUCUGAUGUAUCUAAAAUUAGGUAGAUAUUGAAUCAUGAUGUAAACAAAUUAAGACUAUGAUACUCAGAUAAUAAUUAUUAUUAUAAAUGUAAUAUGAUUCUAUGAUAUCGUAAACUAUUGAAAUAGUUCUAAUAUACUGUUGCAAAGUGUACUAUUUUUUGCUUAGAGCAUGCAACAAGAAUAUAAUUAUUGUUUUGUCGUAAGACGGUAAAUCAAUCGAUGUUUCCUUUUGAUAUUUUAUGUCAAUGUUGGAAAUAUUUUUAAUCAAUUGUUGUUCGCUAAUUAUUUACAUUGGUAUGCGAGAUGCUUAUUACAGUGCAUGUUACUUAAAAAAUUUAAUUGGUCACUUGCGUAUUAUUGCGUGCUCCGAGCAAAAGCAAAGCGUUAAGUAUUCGCCGUGUACAGUGUCAAAAUAGAAGAUGUAGAUCAUUGAAACAGCGUGGAAGUGCUAGUCUGUUUAUUCUAUAGCGAACUGUUAUUAGAGUGCAAUUUGGGAAAUGCUAGACCAAAUUAUUGAUGGAUGAGUUUUAAUGGGAAGGUCCGUUAUGUGAUAGGGAUGAUGUGUCAAUAAUGACACCUUUUUUUGUUAAUAAAAUUUCUCAUUUCAGAAAA
Messenger RNA from Belonocnema kinseyi, 4265 nucleotides. It is a transcript of the gene lap, whose product is annotated as clathrin coat assembly protein AP180. Gene Ontology annotation, biological process: clathrin coat assembly; synaptic vesicle budding from presynaptic endocytic zone membrane; clathrin-dependent endocytosis. Lineage: Eukaryota; Metazoa; Arthropoda; Insecta; Hymenoptera; Cynipidae. The transcript is spliced from 15 exons. The record is from RefSeq and is a predicted model, not a curated record. Gene Ontology annotation, cellular component: clathrin-coated vesicle; synaptic vesicle; extrinsic component of presynaptic endocytic zone membrane. Gene Ontology annotation, molecular function: SNARE binding; 1-phosphatidylinositol binding; phosphatidylinositol-4,5-bisphosphate binding. The coding region runs from base 437 to 2710 and encodes 757 amino acids.